Molecule: messenger RNA, 3983 nt
Organism: Carassius carassius (crucian carp)
Lineage: Eukaryota; Metazoa; Chordata; Actinopteri; Cypriniformes; Cyprinidae
Gene: wdr35
Product: WD repeat domain 35
Exons: 29
Coding region: 235-3858 (1207 amino acids)
Biological process (GO): intraciliary retrograde transport; protein localization to cilium; non-motile cilium assembly
Cellular component (GO): intraciliary transport particle A; non-motile cilium
Molecular function (GO): protein binding
Source: RefSeq, a predicted model, not a curated record
UUUGGUUACCUAGAAACCAAGCAAACCGUUUUACAGCAGCGUACAUGCAUGGAACAUAGACCGAUAAUUCAAGUGCCUUGAAGAACGGAUUUAUGAAACAUUUAAUUUAAAAGAAGACAACGCUGAAAUCCAAAACAGUCAUCGGGACCAAACAACUUUUGGCACCCCCCCAAACACCGAGAGAAAUUUGGUUCAUAACGCUGAGGCAGGCUAGCAAGCUAAGCUAAAGCAAAGAUGUUUAUUUAUCUCAGUAAGAAGAUUGCGAUUCCAAACAAUACCAUUUUAAAGUGUGUGUCUUGGAAUAAAGACCAAGGUUUCAUCGCCUGCGGAGGAGAGGAUGGCCUUUUAAAAGUUCUCAAACUUGAGACUUAUACAGAUGAUGCCAAACUGAAAGGCUUGGCAGCUCCCAGCAACCUCUCUAUGAAUCAGACACUGGAGGGACACAGUGGUGCAGUGCAGGUUGUGACUUGGAAUGAACAAUACCAGAAACUGACCACCAGUGACCAGAAUGGGCUCAUUAUUGUCUGGAUGCUUUACAAAGGUUCAUGGUAUGAAGAAAUGAUUAAUAACAGGAAUAAAUCUGUGGUGAGGAGCAUGAGCUGGAAUGCUGAUGGUCUGAAGAUCUGUAUUGUGUAUGAGGACGGUGCUGUGAUUGUGGGCUCGGUGGAUGGUAACAGGAUCUGGGGUAAAGAACUUAAGGGGACCCAGUUGGCACAUGUGGCCUGGUCUCCAGACAGUAAGAUCCUACUGUUUGGGAUGGCCAAUGGAGAGAUCCACAUCUACGACAACCAGGGAAACUUCAUUAUGAAGAUGACCAUGAGUUGUUUGGCGAAUGCAACAGGUGCCCUCAGCAUAUCAGGUAUUCACUGGUACCCCGGCACAGAGGGGUAUCUGGAGCCAGACUGUCCCUGCCUAGCUGUUUGCUUCACUAACGGGCACUGCCAAGUGAUGAGGCACGAGAGUGAUGACAGUCCUGUGAUCAUCGAGACGGGUAUGUGGCAUGUGGCCAGUAUCCAGUGGAAUCACUGUGGCAGUGUUCUAGCUAUAGCAGGAUCACUCAGAAACAGCGGAGCAGAGAAAGACAUAAAUGCUGUUCAGUUCUACACACCGUUUGGAGAGCACUUGCGGACUCUGAAGGUUCCGGGUAAGCAGAUGACUGCUGUAUCAUGGGAAGGUGGAGGAUUACGAAUUGGCCUAGCUGUAGAUUCUUACAUUUAUUUUGCUAACAUUCGGCCAGAUUACAAGUGGGGUUACUGCAGUAACACAGUGGUGUAUGCAUACACACGGCCUGAUAGACUGGAGUACAGUGUGGUGUUCUGGGACACUAAGAAUAAUGAGAAGUUUGUAAAAUACGUCAAGAGUCUCAUGUCCAUCACCACGUGUGGAGAUUUUUGCAUUUUGGCCACCAAAGCAGACGACACGCAUCCACAGGAGGACACUGAGACUGAGGCUGGAUCAGCUACUGGAUCAGCUACGGCAUUUAAUGAGCUGUCCAAUCAAAACACCUCAAAGGAUCGAUCUAAGAGGAGAAAGUAUGCUCUGGUGUUGUGUAACUCCAUUGGAACCCCACAGGACUCUAAAUAUAUUGACAUCGACCCCCUGUUUGUCACUAUGACGAAGACUCAUGUGAUUGCUGCAUCUAAGGAAGCAUUUUAUGUUUGGCAGUAUCGUGUUGCUAAGAAACUCACUGCUCUUGAAAUCAACCAGGUCGCCAAGACAAGAAAGGAAGGUCGAGAGAGGGUUUAUCACAUCGAUGACAGUCCAAGCGGAACAUCAGAUGGGACACUGAACUUUGCCAAAGCCUUCACAGCGACCAGAGAUCCGAUCUGCUGCAUUACAGCAUCAGACAGAAUGCUUAUAGUGGGCCGUGAGUCUGGUAUCCUACAGAGAUACAGCUUGCCCAACAUCACCCUCCUGCAGAAAUAUUCCCUUACCUCCAGACCGUAUCAGCUGUCCCUCAAUUGUAACUCCAGCCGGCUGGCUAUUAUAGACAUUACGGGUGUGUUGACGUUUUUGGACGUAGAGACACGGGCUUCGUCAGGGGAUGCAGAGGGCGGAUCCACAGCUGGAGACCCAUCUAAAUUUGAGCGCAAGGAUGUCUGGGAUAUGAAAUGGGCUAAUGACAACCCAGAUCUGUUCUCCAUGAUGGAGAAAACCAGAAUGUAUGUCUUUAGAAACCUGGACCCUGAGGAACCUAUUCAAACGUCUGGCUUCAUCUGCCACUUUGAGGAUCUGGAGAUCAAAUCUGUUCUUCUGGAUGAGAUCAUGAGGGAUCCAGAGGUUCCAAAUAAAGAUUAUUUAAUAAACUUCGAGAUCCGCUCGCUGAGGGACAGCAGGGCACUUAUUGAGAAGGUUGGAAUUGAAGAUGCUUCUCAGUUUAUCGAGGACAAUCCCCAUCCACGUCUCUGGCGUCUGUUGGCAGAAGCAGCACUGCAGAAGCUGGAUUUGAAGACGGCUGAACAGGCGUUUGUGCGCUGUAGAGACUACCAGGGCAUUGAAUUUGUCAAGAGACUGAGCAACCUACAAAGUGAAGCCAUGAAACAAGCCGAGGUAGCUGCUUACUUCAGCAGGUUUGAGGAGGCAGAGAGGAUGUACCUGGACAUGGACCGCAGGGAUUUGGCGAUAGGUUUGCGUAUAAAGCUUGGUGAUUGGUUCAGGGUUCUGCAGUUGUUAAAGACCGGAUCAGGUGACUCUGAUGAUGCUCUUCUGGAGCAGGCCUACAACGCCAUUGGAGACUAUUUUGCAGACAGACAGAAAUGGUUGAAUGCAGUACAGUAUUACCUUCAGGGUCGUAAUCAGGAGCGUCUGGCUGAAUGUUAUUAUAUGCUGGAGGACUAUGAUGGUCUGGAGAGACUUGCAAACUCGCUACCCGAAAACCAUAAACUGCUACCAGACAUUGGUCAGAUGUUUGUUACCGUGGGAAUGUGUGAGCAGGCCGUCAGUGCAUUUCUGAAAUGUAACCAACCCAAAGCAGCUGUGGAUGCCUGUGUGCAUCUAAACCAGUGGAACAAAGCUGUUGAACUUGCCAAAGACCACAGUAUGAAGGAAAUUGGGCCUCUGCUGUCCAAAUACGCCUCGCAUCUGCUCGAGAAAAACAAAACUCUAGAGGCUGUAGAGCUCUACAGAAAAGCCCAUCACUUCCUGGAUGCUGCCAAACUCAUGUUUAAGAUCGCAGAAGAAGAGGCGAAAAGGAGAACACGACCACUGCGAGUGAAGAAGUUGUAUGUGCUUGCUGCCCUGCUGGUGGAGAACUUCCACACACAGAUCAAAAGUUCACAGCAAAGCAAAAUCAAGGGCAAGAAAUCAGAGGCUACCAGUGCAUUAGCAGGGCUGUUAGAGGAAGAUGAGUCGUCUUCAGACAGCCGUAUCCUGGAUGACGCCUGGCGUGGGGCAGAGGCCUAUCAUUUCUUCCUGCUUGCGCAAAGACAGCUAUACGAAGGCAAGGUGGACGCAGCCAUGAGGACAGCUCUCCAUCUCCGUGACUAUGAGGAUAUUAUCCCUGCUGUGGAGAUUUACUCUCUGCUAGCCAUCUGCUCAUCUGCCAACUGUGCGUUUGGUACUUGCUCACGCGCCUUUAUUAAGCUGGAGUCUCUGGAAACACUGACUCCAGAUCAGAGGCAGCUUUAUGAAGACCUGGCCUUGGAGAUCUUCACCAAACACAGCCCUCGAGACACCCGGCAAAGCCAGCGAGACAGUCUCACUGAUGGGCCGGAGGGCAAGUUGCCCACCUGUAUAGUGACAGGAAGAGUGAUAUCGGAGUUCCAGUUCUGGAUGUGCAGUGUGUGUAAGCACUGUGCUGUGGAGCAGGAGAUCACACAACACAACUUCUGUCCUCUCUGUCACUCCCCAGUGGGAUAGAUUUUCCCAUCUCUUUCCCAAGCUCAGCUCUUGCUCCAUCAAAUGUCAGUCUUUUCGAUGUACUGUGGGACACAAACUCUGCCACAAAAGUAGAAGGCUUAAAAUCUAUGUAAUUUGGAUAUUCG